GUAAACAUUUGGAAGGACUAACAGAACAUUUCUGCACCCCCAGAAAACAUGGCUAAAACUCAGGUGGGUUCUUCUGCGAAGGAGACUCUCUUCCGCCAAGAAGCGCCCGGGGGCAUCACCUAUAGAAUUCCAGCCCUGCUGUUCUUGCCUGACAAGUCCCUCUUCCUGGCCUUUGCAGAAGAGCGCUCCUCACCCAGAGACGGACAUGUCAAGUUCCUGGUGAUGAGACGGGGGCAGAAGGAAGGAAAGUCUGUCCAGUGGGGCCCUAAAGAGCCUCUGACGACAGCCUUGCUGCCUGGUCACCGCACCAUGAACCCAUGCCCGGUAUAUGAGAAAACGAGCGGCCAAGUUUUCCUGUUUUUUAUCUGUGUGCGGAGACACAUCUCAGAAUGGCAUCAGAUCAUGUCGAGGAAGAACGCAGCCAGGCUGUGCUUUGUCUCUAGCCAAGAUGGCGGCUACACAUGGAGCCAGUUGACUGAUUUGACCGAUCAAGUGAUUGGACAUGACUUGAGAAACUGGGCCACGUUUGCUGUUGGGCCUGGCCACGGAUUGCAGAUGAGCUGCGGGCGCCUGGUGAUUCCUGCAUAUGCCUACUACAUGCACUGGAGUUUCUUUGCCCCCUCUUCUGUUAAUAACAUAAAACCACAUUGUUUUAUUUUCUACAGUGAUGACCACGGGAAGAACUGGGCAUGGGGCCGGCUCCUCAAGAGCUUGCAGACUAUAGAAUGCCAGGUCGCUGAGCUCACUUCUCAAGAUAACCACCGAGUGUUAUAUUGCAACGCUCGUAGUCCAGACAAGUAUAGGGCUGAAGCCUUCAGCGUGGACUAUGGAACCCAAUUUGAGGAGUCCUUCCUAUGCAAGGAGUUGCCCGAGACAGGAAAUGGUUGCCAGGGCAGUGUGGUGAGUUUCACUCCAGUGCUGCAACCCUCAGAGCCGGGUCGAAGAGAAAAUACAACUGCAUUAAAGACCACUAAGUCAUGGAUGGUUUUUUCCCACCCCGCAAGCAGACACGAGCGAGUCAAUCUGGGUAUCUACCUCAACACUUCCCCACUGGUGAAGGGGAAUUGGAAGGACCCAUGGGUGCUGUAUGAAGGGCCCAGUGGCUACUCGGACCUGGCCGUGUGCGAGGAGGGCCAGUCGCUGCUUUUUGGUUGCUUGUUUGAAUGCGGAGUGUCCAGAGAAUACGAGGAGAUUGCCUUCCAACUCUUCACUGAUGUUGACCUCCUGAGAAAUGUAAAAGAAGGCUGAUCUUGAGUCCCUGUUCCCUCAGAUGUGUUUCUGCCCUUAAUUCCUUGACAUUAAGAAUCCAGCAAC
Messenger RNA from Eublepharis macularius, 1314 nucleotides. RefSeq names its product sialidase-3-like. Gene Ontology annotation, cellular component: lysosome; cytoplasm; membrane. Lineage: Eukaryota; Metazoa; Chordata; Lepidosauria; Squamata; Eublepharidae. Gene Ontology annotation, molecular function: exo-alpha-sialidase activity. The record is from RefSeq and is a predicted model, not a curated record. Gene Ontology annotation, biological process: oligosaccharide catabolic process; ganglioside catabolic process. The transcript is spliced from 3 exons. The coding region runs from base 49 to 1248 and encodes 399 amino acids.